AGACUCUUCUUCUGUAUCGUUUAUUGUCUUGCAGCAUCUUAGAGUCUUUGUGCUAUGAUCAAAAUUUCAGGUCAAAUUUGAACCACCUGUGUACAUACUAUUUUUCAGGGACAUUUCUCUCUCACACGCACAUGCGCACACACCUCUUCCUGGUUUAAGUCCAAAUUUGUGUACUUGAGACUUGAUGUUAUGUUGUAACUUCACAACAGUAUAAAAAGCACGUCUCAAGACAUGUCUCUUGUAGAAUGAAGACUCGAUGCUUGGAACUUGAUAUGAGCAAUGAAGAAUACCAGAAAAAGUAUGAGCAACUGGAUGAAGACAGGGCAGACAUUAUCGCAUACCUCAAAAGGAUGCUGCAAGAGAAGGAAGAUGAAAUCAUGGAGAUGAAGGAACGGUUAGAAGGACUGGUGAAGACUCUGGAUGAAGAAAGAUCGACGCACAUGGAGAAGACUGGAAAUUUGGAACACGAAUUCAAAGUCAUGCACGAGCAACUGACAUCUGAAAUCAAACUGCUCACUGGUAAACUUAAUUCGCUGGAGGAAUUUCGUCUUCAGCGCGAUGACCUCUUAAAGAAGUUUAAGGUACAAGAACAAGACAUGGCAGAACAAGAACUAAGACAUAAACAAACACUCUAUGAAGUGGAGAGAAAGUUCAUUAUUGGAAAAGACAAACUUAAAAAGGAAAUGGAAGCAAAACUCCUUCAGUUGUCCAUCGACUUCCAAGAUGCUACACGUGUUCGAAUUGCUGCAACCACACACCGCACAGUAAGGGAGAACAUUGCUGUAAACAAUGAGUUACAGAAGAUGUUGGAAACACAGAGGAAUCUAAGAAAGGAAAAUAAAAUAAUGAAAGAGAGAGACAGGAAAUUAAGUCUUGAAGUAAAGUUGUGUGAAGAGGGAAGGGAUAUUGUACUUGCUAAGAACAUGGCACAACAUAAGCUGAUUAACCGCUUGACUAUGGAAUACGAUGAUAUGGCAAGAAAUAUCGGGGAACUACAGAAUUCUGCACAACAUGCCGUAGAACUGGAGCGACAGACGCGAGACAUGACGCGGCUUCUUGACGAAGCAAUGAAGCAAAUUACCUUGCUGGAAGAGAACCAGCAAGCAACAGAGCAAGAAAAGAAUGAGACUCUAUCUAAGUUACUGCAAUCUAACAUGGAAACCUUCAGGCUACAAAACAUUCUUCAUGCCGCUGUUAAGUCUGUCAAGGAAGCUUUAAAGGUUCAGACACAGCCCAGUUCUGAUGAAGCUCUGAAUCUAAGUCACAGAGAGAAUCUCCUUGGCAACUUAUUACAGUUGCUCAACACAUCUGACCUCUCAGAACACGAGAAACAAGAGAAAAAGUCAAAGUCAUUAAUGAAGAUAUCAGCAACAUAUGUGAUUGGAGAUUUUGGUCUUGCACCCAGGAGUUCAUCAAAUUUAUGUUCUGAAUCUCAUUACCCAGUUGGAUCCAGUGUAUCAGACAAGUCUGUAAAGGCAAGCGUGAAGGGCUUUCGUCAUUCAGGCGAGUUGUAUGUUGAGUCAGUAAAAUCUGAUGCAUCACAAGAAAGAUCUGAGUGUUCAACUACAUCUGAAGAACCAGAGACAAGUGUUAGGAGAGAGGAAGAUUUCAACAUUUCUAUAAAGCCUGUUACAGAAAAAGGUUCCCAGGAAGAGGCUGAAAUAGAAACUUCAGUCACAGAAUCACAGGAAGAAGGUUUAACUUCUGAGCCACGGGAUGGAGAUGAUGAUUGUGAUUCUUUCACAGAAACUAUUGAAUGAAACAUUUUUCAGCUUUUAAAU
Molecule: messenger RNA, 1781 nt
Organism: Zootermopsis nevadensis
Lineage: Eukaryota; Metazoa; Arthropoda; Insecta; Blattodea; Termopsidae
Source: RefSeq, a predicted model, not a curated record